This is a messenger RNA of Aricia agestis (brown argus), 925 nucleotides long. It is a transcript of the gene Dpck, whose product is annotated as dephospho-CoA kinase. The transcript is spliced from 4 exons. NCBI's taxonomy places the organism in Eukaryota, Metazoa, Arthropoda, Insecta, Lepidoptera, Lycaenidae. Gene Ontology annotation, biological process: coenzyme A biosynthetic process. The coding region runs from base 211 to 903 and encodes 230 amino acids. Gene Ontology annotation, molecular function: ATP binding; dephospho-CoA kinase activity. The record is from RefSeq and is a predicted model, not a curated record.
UUGUGCUUGUUAAUUUGGACUGGUUUGGACUUUGGGGUACCUACCUAGAAGUUUUGUAGAAUAAAAUUAUUUGUGGUGAUUUAUUUUAUGAAAUCAAAGAUUUUGAUAUGAACCAGGAAUAAAGUUGAACAUAAUAUAUUUGUUUACCACUUGGGACGUCAGUGGCGUGAAUACUGUGUGGCUUUUGCAGUCUUAAAGUGUUGAAAUACAAUGUUUAUCGUCGGUCUAACUGGGGGUUUGGCGACGGGGAAAAGUACAGUACUUUCAAUUUUUCGCGAAAACGGCAUUGCAGUCAUAGACGCUGAUGAAGUAGCGAAAAAUGUUCUCCAACCUGGCACCAAAGCUUGGAAGGAGCUGAAAGCAUACUUUGGAGACAAAAUAGUUUAUCCGGACGGUCGUGUGAACAGGCUCAAGUUGGGUGAGAUUGUGUUUGAUGACAUAGAGAAGCGGCGAAAGCUGAAUGCCAUCACACACCCUCGUAUACAGACAGCCAUGAUGAAAACCGCCAUCAAGUACUUUUUCUCUGGACACAAGUACAUUGUGAUGGAGGUGCCGCUACUGUUUGAGACGGGCAAGAUGCUCACAUUCAUGCACAAAAUUAUUACUGUUGUAUGUGAAGACCACCAGCAGUUGGAGAGGCUCAGGAAAAGGAAUGAUUUCUCCGAGGCAGUUGCGAAGAAACGAAUAAACUGUCAGAUGCCUCUGGAGGAGAAGGUAGCAAAGUCCCACUUUGUCAUUGACAACUCUGGAGACAUAGUCAACACACGGCAGCAGACCGAGAGCAUCAUCCGAGUAUUGCGGAGGUCAAAGUUCACAUGGUACUUCAGGGCGAUUUUCGCGCUGGCGCUAGUGGGGGUUGUGUGCGGCGCAACGCACCUGCUCGCCGCCCUGAAUGACACAUGAACACAAUAAACGCUGCUGCCCA